UUUGCCGAUUGACAGAAGACUUGUUCAAGUUCUGAAUUUGACGUGUCUUAUGUCAAAAGCUAGUAUUCUUGUAAUGUUUAUUGACUUUGUUUGCAAACUAUCAAUACCUACACAAUUUUCUUAUUAUAUAAAAUGUUCGUUUAUUCUAUAAUGUAGUUGAAAGUCUAAUGCCAUUUAAUUUAAUGUGUUUGUUAGCGAUAGUAAAAAAGUAAGGUUAUAUUGCAAGUACACUAUUGUUGCUUGAUCGAAAACAUAUUAAAAUUUAUUUGUCCAUGACAUUAGGAUAACACUUCAUUUAUUUACCCCUCUAAUAAUUCUAUAAAGAGUUAACUCUCAAGCAAUCAUUAUGAGAAUUUUGCAAGUUAAGAAGAACAGGCUAAUAAGGCUGAUAGCAGCGGUUGCUAUAGUCCUAACACUUUUGUAUGUUUUAUUUUCGCAAACUCGGAAAGAGGGUGUAAGUUUAAGAAGUUUUUCUUCAGAAUUACGGAAAGAGGUUCCUCAUUUAGUGAAGGGUCUUGGAAACUUUGAGCCGCCUGCAACUAAGCCUAGAGAAGGUCCCGGAGAACAAGGGAAAGCGCACAAUCUCCGUGAUGAUCAACAAAAUGACGCAUCUCAAUCACUUUCUGAAUACGGCAUGAACAUGGCAUGCUCUGAUGAAAUUUCCCUUGAUAGAUCGAUCCCAGAUAUAAGGAUGCCAGAGUGUAAACACUGGGACUAUCCUAAAAAUCUGCCCAAAACCAGUGUAAUUAUAGUCUUUCACAACGAAGGGUGGUCUGUACUUAUGAGAACUGUUCAUAGUGUAAUCAAUCGAACACCCGACUCCAUGCUCGAAGAGAUUCUACUUGUAGAUGACUUCAGUAGUAAAGAAAAUCUGAAGGGGAAAUUGGAAUCGUAUAUAGAGAGGUUCGAUGGCAAAGUGCGUCUGAUAAGGAAUAAAGAGAGAGAAGGAUUGAUCAGGACAAGGUCGCGGGGCGCCAAGGAGGCUCGCGGAGAAGUCAUUCUGUUCCUUGACGCUCAUUGCGAAGUCAACGUCAACUGGCUGCCCCCUCUCUUAGCUCCCAUCUACAGGGACAGAAAAACAAUGACCGUGCCCGUAAUAGAUGGAAUCGACCACCAAACUUUCGAGUACCGAACGGUGUACCAGGCAGGCCAUCACUUCAGAGGCAUCUUUGAGUGGGGCAUGCUCUACAAAGAGAAUGAAUUGCCUUCCAAGGAAAUAUCAAAGAGGGAUCACAAUAGUGAGCCUUACAAGUCUCCUACACAUGCUGGGGGAUUGUUUGCGAUUGAUAGGAAAUAUUUCCUAGAAUUGGGAGCAUAUGAUCCAGGACUUCUUGUUUGGGGCGGUGAGAAUUUCGAAUUAUCGUUUAAGAUAUGGCAAUGUGGAGGCAGUAUUGAAUGGGUUCCCUGCUCCCGUGUCGGCCAUGUCUACAGGGGCUUUAUGCCUUAUAAUUUCGGAAAACUUGCCAAUAAGAAGAAAGGUCCUCUCAUACUGAACAAUUACAAGAGGGUGAUUGAGACGUGGUUCGAUGAUAAGUACAAAGAAUUCUUCUACACGAGGGAGCCACUUGCCCGUUUCCUGGACACAGGCGACAUUUCCCAGCAGCUGCAACUGAAGGAAAGACUGCAGUGCAAAAGUUUCCAGUGGUACAUGGAGAAUGUUGCUUACGAUGUUUUCGAUAAGUUUCCAGAACUUCCUCCCAAUCUUCACUGGGGAGAAUUACAUAACGUAGCUAGUCAAACAUGUAUGGAUUCAAUGGGCCACGAACCUCCCGCACUUAUAGGAAUGUCUCAUUGCCAUGGUUUUGGAAGUAAUCAGUUGCUGCGGUUGAAUGCGAAAGGGCAACUGGGAGUUGGAGAGAGAUGCAUAGAUGCUGACAUUCAGGGAAUAAAGCUGGUCUUCUGUCGUCUGGGAACAGUUGGUGGUCCUUGGGAAUAUGAUGAGGCAACACACACCCUGCUCCAUAGAAACCACAAGAAAUGCGCCGCCCUCCAUCCGCAGACGUUCCACUUGUCUCUGAUGCCAUGCGACCCCAUCAACACCUACCAGCAAUGGGUCUUCAACGAAAUACAUCCCAAAUGGUAAUCCACUCCAAGGCUCAAACAAAAACUUCACGAUGAUCAAAAGUAAUCUAAGCAAUUGUAUUAAAUAUUUAUAAUCAAUCUUAUCGUUUAAGAAAUCAAUUCUUUGAAAUUCUGGUGAUAAAAUUACAACGUUUGUAAAAUUUCAAUGAGUUGAAAACUAUACUCUCGAUCAAAAUUGAUGUACUUAUUCGUUGUUAUAAAACAUGAACAAAUUUUCAUCCUCACUGUAUUUUAAUGUAUAGAAAUUUUUAUUAUAGUAUUUAAAUUUGGCUCUCUUCUAAAAGGUAUCAACUAACUAGAAAGCAUUCUUCUGGAUUUAGAUGAAAAACUAAAGUUCGUUUCAUAUCACCAUCGCUUAAUAGCUAAGUUCCAAUGAUUGAUGAAACACGUAGGAAAUAAUUUCUGAAUUUACAGUAUUAAAAUUAAUUUUGAAUGCAUUCUAUUUAGUUCAUAAAAAAAUUGUAGAAAGUGGGUUUAAUAGAAUUGUUAUCAUUGAUAGUUGUCAAUCAAAUGAACAAAACUUGAAGAAACCUUUUUUAUCAAUGUUUGUAAUACUUAUAUUAUUUUAUUGUUACUGUAUUUCAUUGUUUACUGCUGUUGAAUAUUUUACGCUUCUGAAAGCAAUAAAAACGAAAGGUUACUUUAUCAAUUUUGCCAAGACAAUAAUAUUUAUAAAUGUAUUAUUUUCAUCGUGAAACAUGUUGAAACUAUUCUAGAAUAGUCUUGUAGUGAAAUAUUGUAUUAGAUCUACAGUUGGAGACUGGUUGCCCCAAGUACUAGAUGAGAAGUACCUUCAUACAUGACAAUUUAUUAUACAUUGAAAUACAUUUGAACAAUGUAUUAUCAUUCUCGCGAACAAAUUAAAUUAAGAACAAAUUUACAACUCAUUGGAGUACAUGUUAGUUAUUCUUACCUUCUUUCAAAUUAGAUGUCUUCAAUGAACACUGAACAGCCCUCAAAGGUUCGAAUAACAAAUCUCUCUAUAUUGAUGUUUUACCAAGUUGAAAGUUUGUAAACAUUUUACACAUUCCUUGAUAUUAGCUGACAAAUUUCAAAUUAUCCAGUGAUAAUUCCAGUUUGAUCAAUUAUUUGAUGGAUUUACAUUACAUAUAAUGGCAUUUUUGGGAUAUAAUGUGAUUGAAUUAGUUAAAAAUGGAAUUUUCAUCUUCACCAUUGCUCCAUAACUUAGAGUACCUAACGUAUUUAAAGAUAUUCUUUGCUUGGAAACCAGUAUUGUUUAUAUUAUAUAAAAUACUGUAUUAAUAAAAUAGAAUAAUUCUGCGAUUCAAUAGUGUAUAUUAUUGUAGAGAUAACUGAUGUAAGUAGAUUUGAUUCAGGGAGGGUUUGACAAUACUGUAGGUUAAGAUAACUAGUUGAAAUUUUAUUAUUAAUUCAAUAUAUCAAUAUAUAUGUACAUCUACAUUUUCAUACAUUAGACUAUGUAUUUCUUCUCAUAAAAUCUUGAAUGAUUGUCUUGAUAGCCCAUUUUUCCUUUUUUAUUGAUUUUCCUUUCAAUUUCAUUGCAAGUCAUUGGCAUUUUUAAUAUUGUUUGGGUCAUCUUAAUUGCCGAUCUUAAUUGUAAACCUAUCAAGUGGUCACGGGAAAUCUCGUCUCGGUAAAAAUGAAAAAACCAUAUCAGUAUAUAAUAUUGAACAAAUAAUUUAUAUCCUUGAAGCUAUCACCAUACUAAUCUGGUAUCUUUGAAUUAUAUAUUAUUUGUAUAGGUAACUCAUUUCACAUAGCAAUAGACGUCCGCGAACUUAGCAUUUCCCAUUCUGCAACAUAUUAUAUGCCAUAUGGAAUCAGACAAAUCUGCUUUGCGAAACUGUUAGCGAUUUGAUUUAGUCUGUAAUAAAACAUUACAUUCUGACGGCGGUGUAAAAUGAGAUUUAGUGGUGGAAGCCUGAUAAUACGUAUAAUUUAUUUCAAGUCCAAUCGCUUCUUGGUAGUGACACUUCAUGAAAAAUCUAUUCUCCGGUGUAAGAAAAAACUGAAUACUUCCAUUGUGGCUGUGAAAAGGAUUUCUUGAAUGAGACGAUUUCUUUAAAGUGUGUUUUAUUGAUUUAUGAUCAAUUUUCCAGAUGAUAUCCUACUGAUUAUAUGUUAAUGUUUUCAUCAGUAUUACCGAAUAUAACAUUAAAAUAAUUGUAAAUUUAAUUGUUUAUUAUACCUCAACAGUGAUGGUCAUGUUGUUGGAUAACGUGUAUUUUAUCCUUGAAUACUCGCCAUAAAAAAGUAAUGAGUUUCUGAAUAUAGAAAAUAAUUAAUACUCUAUUAGUCAAUUUAAUAUGUUAGGUAAGAGAAGGCUGCUUAUUAAGGAAAUGGAAUUCACUUGAAGUUGAUUCAUUUUUUAAUUUAAUUCUGAAAAUUUAUAAUUUUACUAGAUUAAAAAUAGGAGUUUGGAUAGGAAGAUUUGAUAUUUAUUAGCAAAAAGUUCACCCCUUAAAAUAAAAAAAUAAAAUAUCAUUGUAGAAUUCUUUUAAAAAUCAAUUUACUAUUUCUCAGUCACAGCUCAAGAGACAUGCAUAGCUGUUUUAUUAAUUACUUCAUAUCAGAGAUAAAUGAAUAUAAUCUAACUAUAAAAAUUCAUUAUUUUUCUCUCUAUUGGAGGAAAACUCAUGUGCAAAUCUCUAAUUCAACGCUACUAAAUGCCUGAUGUCUUGAAAUAAAAUAGAAACAUAGGCCUACUGUUAUUUUUCUAUAAUUAUCUUACCACAUUAUAAAUUAUCUUGUCGACGCGAUUUCAUGGAAAAUGCGUUUCAUUUUGAAAAAUAGAUUGUUCUCUUUCUAUAACUUAUCAUAUUAUGUAUAAAUUGUUAUUAUGUCGACGCAAUUAAUUGAAAAUGUGUUUCAAUUUGAAAAAUAUUGAAUGAUAAUAUUCUGAGUGUCUUUGUUGAUUUGCCUAGAAAUAUUUUGUGCCAGUCAAUUACACUAGAUUCUAAACUUAUUCUUGAAUCCACCAAGUAUUCACAAUGAAGUUCUAAUUUUGGUUCUAUACAAUUAUUCUAUAAGUUCAACAUUGAUGUUGAGUUUACUGUGAAAACAUAAUAAUGUCUAGUUUUGUUUGCAAUUUUGUAGUCUAAGACACUAAACAGUCCUGUAUGAAUUGGAGUGUUUGGUCAAUGGUUGUUAGAUUUUUAUAUUUUUAUAAACAAAUAAAUAAUAAUUUAUAA
Molecule: messenger RNA, 5255 nt
Organism: Nilaparvata lugens (brown planthopper)
Lineage: Eukaryota; Metazoa; Arthropoda; Insecta; Hemiptera; Delphacidae
Gene: Pgant7
Product: N-acetylgalactosaminyltransferase 7
Exons: 11
Coding region: 347-2083 (578 amino acids)
Cellular component (GO): Golgi apparatus
Source: RefSeq, a predicted model, not a curated record